AAACGAUGUAAGGCAUCUGUAGUUACAACUUGUCCUGGAAUACGAACAUGUUUUGAAUUUCGUGAAAAACGUUUUAAAAUUAAUGUACCACAUCGAUUUGUUGCACAUACUUAUCGAUUAUUUACUUUUUGUGAUCAUUGUGGAUCACUUUUAUGGGGAGCUUGGAACCAAGGAAUGCAAUGCAAAGAAUGCAAAUUAAAUGUACAUAAACGUUGUACACGUAAUGUUGCCAAUGAUUGUGGUUUAGAUAAGAAAAAACUUGCAGCAGUUUUAUCUGCUCUUGGUAUAACUGCAGGACCACCAAAAACGCCUCAUGCAUCAAUUGAAGUAGAUGCAUCAUCUAAUAAUCAAGCUGCUGCAACAUCAACAAAACAUGAAAGUCCUCCUCCAUCUUCAUUUGAUGAUAAUUCAAGCAAACAAAAACAUUAUUAUUCAAUUGAUGAUUUUAAUUUUUUGAAAAUGUUAGGAAAAGGAUCAUUUGGAAAAGUUAUAUUAGGUGAACAUAAAUUAACUAAUGAAAUCUUUGCUAUAAAAGUGCUCAAUAAAGAGACAAUUAUUCAAAAUGAUGAUGUUGAAUGUACAAUGACAGAACGACGAAUUUUAGCUUUAUCAGCUCGACAUCCAUUUUUAACUGGACUUUAUUGUAGUUUUCAAACAAAGGAACGUUUAUUUUUAAUAAUGGAAUAUGUUAAUGGUGGUGAUUUAAUGUUUCAAAUUCAACGUUCACGGAAAUUUGAUGAAGUACGAGCACGAUUUUAUGCAUCUGAAGUAAUAUUAGCAUUAAUGUUUUUACAUCGACAUGGUGUUAUUUAUCGUGAUCUCAAGCUUGAUAACAUUCUACUUGAUGCUGAAGGACAUUGCAAAAUUGCUGAGUAGGUUUUUUUUAAUGAAUAUAUAUAUAUUUCUUUUUUGAAUAAAUCAUUUUUUCUACCGAUGCUCAAUUGAUAGGCUCUUAGACAAUUCGAAAUUUAACAUAUUGAGAACAGAAUCGAUUUAGGGAUUUUAAAAGGGUAUUAUUAUUUUCGAUUAUCAUAACAGCUAUUGUUAAUGAUACAAGUGUUGAUCUAGGGUUUUUUUUGUGGUCUUGAUAUCUCGAGAAGAGAUUAUUCUUUUUGGCUGAAAUAGUGAGGAGAUUCCAAUAACUUAAAGAGUUGUCUAUAGGUAAUUAAAUGCCGUGCCAAAAGUAAAAAAUCCAGUGUGACGACCAUAACUUCAAAAUGGAAGUGCAUGAGAAAGAAUCCUUGUAGAUUUCUUUUAGUCUCCAAUGAUCCUACGUAAUGACUAGAGUCUUAUUUCAAAUGCGAGAUACCACCUCUGGUGGUUUCCUCGUAAGUAUUUUUUUGAUAAUAGUCAAUUCUAUGUCGUAUUGAUUCCAAAGAACUUCAAGAUCUGAUAUAAUUUUCAUUCUUUUUGAAUCAAUACAGAAAAGUUUGAAUAUAUGGAAUCGAAUGUAGAGUUUUUCCUCAGGAAAGAAAGUAUUCGUUUAGUUAAAACAAAUAAGUAAACUAUUUUGUUUAACGGAAAUACAAACUCGUAUAAAUUCGGACUAUUUUCUUCAAUGUAAACUUGAAUGUGAAACACUAUCCGAGAGUGAAAUCAAAUAGAAAACAAAUCUAACUGAUGUCUAUUCUUCAUACAAUGAACUAAUGUGACUGUUUCGAU
Rotaria sordida is the source of this 1662-nucleotide messenger RNA. The record is from the annotation of a GenBank genome assembly. Lineage: Eukaryota; Metazoa; Rotifera; Eurotatoria; Philodinida; Philodinidae.